AUGUCUUCACCUCAAAGAGAAGGAUUCAGUGCUCCAGCAUCCAUCUCCCAUGCUGCACAUGGUCACGUUACCAACAAAUCUUUGGGUGUCAAGUACAACUGUGCCCAAUGUGGUGCAUCUUUUUCGUUGGGAAAGAGCGAUGCCAUCAGAUGCAAGGAAUGUGGACACAGAGUGAUUUACAAGGCCAGAACCAGAAGAAUGGUGCAGUUUGAAGCACGUUAA
Molecule: messenger RNA, 222 nt
Organism: Sungouiella intermedia
Lineage: Eukaryota; Fungi; Ascomycota; Pichiomycetes; Serinales; Metschnikowiaceae
Source: the annotation of a GenBank genome assembly